CGCUGCGCAGUGACGUCAUCAUUCGGCGCCGACAGGACGGCUUGGCGUGUGCGGACCGGUGCCGCUUUCGGCUUUUCCCUGCCGGGCUGGCGGUGGUGCUCUUCGUGGUGAGAGAACAUGGAUUCACAGAAGGACGUUCAGCCUCCAAAGCAGCAGCCAAUGAUUUACAUUUGUGGAGAAUGUCAUACGGAAAAUGAAAUAAAGGCAAGAGAUCCAAUCAGAUGCCGAGAAUGUGGGUACAGAAUAAUGUACAAGAAAAGAACAAAAAGAUUGGUGGUUUUUGAUGCCCGGUGAUUUGACCUGAAGAUACAUUAAUUUUAUACUUCAGUAUUUCUGGCAACUUUGCUCUGUAAAUCCAUUGGUGUAUAAAUGCAUAAUUUUGUGGUUUAAGAUAUUGAAAUAUUAAACUUUACUGUAUUACUUGUCAUACCAUCACAAUUCUAUCUAUACUACUUUUAGAAGCGGAUUUGUUACUUAAAUUUUAAUAUGUUAAAUUUAUUAGUAUUGUAUUCAUUUUUGAGUUAAGUGCUAACCUUGUUUUCACAACUCUUGCCUAAACCUUACUUGUGUUUUAACUCUUUUCAAUGUUUUUUGGACUCCUGUGAACUACAUAAAAUCUUGGUUUGAAUAAAUCCCAGUGAAGAUAUAUUGAAGGCAACACAAAAUCAGGUCUGAAAUUUGGAUUUGAACUCGACAGGACCCAAAUCAGGAUAAAAAUUAUAUGCAUAAAUGCAAAUUCUGUCUGCUUUGUGACUUGCUUGUACUCACCAAAAUAAGUAGGACUGUAGUAUAAAGAUAAGGUAAAACUGAAGUAACAUCAUUUUGCUUUUGUCAUGAGUCUGUAAUAAGAAGUGGUUGUUGUUUUGUACUGAUAAGCCCAAACCCUUUACCUGUUCAGAGUAUUUGCUAAGUGAUACUAAAAUACCCAUUGUGCUGAUGUGUCUUAGAAAACACUGCUGCUUUGUGUCUGAUGCUAAUUCAGCCUGAUUAAAUGCUUGCUGAUUAAAUGCUAAAUUUUGAUGCUA
Molecule: messenger RNA, 1025 nt
Organism: Lagopus leucura (white-tailed ptarmigan)
Lineage: Eukaryota; Metazoa; Chordata; Aves; Galliformes; Phasianidae
Gene: POLR2K
Product: RNA polymerase II, I and III subunit K
Exons: 4
Coding region: 118-294 (58 amino acids)
Biological process (GO): DNA-templated transcription
Cellular component (GO): RNA polymerase III complex; RNA polymerase II, core complex; RNA polymerase I complex
Molecular function (GO): DNA binding; zinc ion binding; DNA-directed RNA polymerase activity
Source: RefSeq, a predicted model, not a curated record